AUGAUUAAACGAACAACUGCUACAGUUGGCCGAUGUACAAUAUCGUUCAAAGCAGUAAUCGGACUGAGACUACGGGAAGUGGCAAGAUCCUUCAUUUUCAAAUUUGCCAUCGAUGACAUCAUGCGAAGAACAGACGAUCAAUAUCCUCCUGACAUCAUCUUGGCAACAUCAGUGUGUCCCUUGACCGAUUUCGAGUACACCGACGAUGAUGUUCUGCUCACGAAAAGCAGUGCCGAUAAUUCCACAUACUGUAAACUUAUAUCGAAGUAA
Messenger RNA from Necator americanus (New World hookworm), 270 nucleotides. RefSeq lists its product as uncharacterized. The transcript has a single exon. Bases 1 to 270 code for a protein of 89 amino acids. NCBI's taxonomy places the organism in Eukaryota, Metazoa, Nematoda, Chromadorea, Rhabditida, Ancylostomatidae. The record is from RefSeq and is a predicted model, not a curated record.